CACGGAAUAAGUCUUUUUUUGCGAAGUAUAUCGUAAGGCAAAAGUUCCAAAAUUAAAUCAAGAAAAGAAGCGAAAACGAAAAGAAUUCAGAUAAAGAGAACAAAAACAUCCUCAAAAAUGACGCAAAGGGUGAUUGAGGAUCGAUUGAACGAUUAUGCUCAUAUUAAGAGUCAUGCGAGCACAAGUGUACAAGAACAAGCCGUCAGAGAUCUGAUCUCAAGACUCCUUCCAGAAUACACUUCUUUUUUCCAUAUUACAGUUGAUCCAAAACUCAGUGGAAAUCCCAACAUGGACAUGUUUGAAUAUCAGACUAAUGGCUCGAAGCUGUUCAUCACAGGUACAACUGGAGUGGCGUGUUCUCUCGCUGUCAACCACUUCUUGAAAUAUUAUUGUAAAGCACACGUUUCGUGGAGUGGCGACCAGUUGAACAUUCCCAAACCAUUCCCAACGGUGUCAUCAUUGGUCACCGUACGUGUUCCAUACAGAUUUCGCUACUAUCAGAAUGUUUGUACCUCAAGUUACUCAUUUGCUUGGAUGAAUUGGACGAGGUGGCAGAGACAGAUAGACUGGAUGGCUCUAAACGGCAUCAAUCUACCGUUAGCUUUUAAUGGACAAGAAGCUAUCUGGCAAAGAGUAUUCUUAAAGAUGGGGCUGAAGCAAGAAGACCUUGACUCUCAUUUUGGGGGUCCUGCAUUCUUGGCUUGGGCUAGAAUGGGAAACAUGAAGGGAUGGGGUGGCCCAUUACCGUCAACAUGGCACAAAACACAGCUAGAGUUGCAGCACAAGAUUCUGACAGCCAUGAGAAAUCUUGGUAUGACUCCAGUUUUCCCAGCAUUUGCAGGCCAUGUUCCAGAUGCUAUAACAACGCUAUAUCCAAAGGCAAAUGUAUCCAAACUUGGACGAUGGAACGAUUUUGAUGAUACAUACUGUUGUACUGCUCUGCUGGACACCACUGAUCCUCUGUUCAAGGAAAUUGGAGAAUCUUUCAUCAAGGAACAAAUCUUAGAAUAUGGAACCAACCACAUCUACAAUGCCGACACCUUCAAUGAAAUGACACCAAAAUCUAGUGACCCCUCGUACUUGAGUGCCGCAAGCAAAGGUGUCUAUGAAGGGAUGACUGCAGGAGAUCCCCAAGCUAUCUGGCUCAUGCAAGGAUGGUUAUUCCAGUUUGAUUCAAAGUUUUGGAAGGCACCACAGAUCAAGGGAUUACUUGAUGGUAUCCCCAUAGGAAAAAUGAUUAUCUUGGAUCUGUUUGCCGAGAUAAAUCCUAUUUGGCAGAACAUUUCUGCUUUGUAUGGCCAGCCAUUCAUCUGGUGCAUGUUGCAUAACUUUGGAGGAAACCAGGGUCUAUAUGGUGCUAUAGAAAGUGUUGCGACCAACCCAGUCAAAGCUUCUCACAAUUCACACAACACCAUGCUUGGCACAGGCUUAACUCCAGAAGGAAUAUUCCAGAAUGACAUGAUGUAUGAUUUAAUGAACGAGAUGGGCUGGAGAAGUGUUGGUUUUACUCCAACAGAGCUGCAGGACUGGGUGAUAUCAUAUGCUGAAAGAAGAUAUGGAGGCAUCAAUGAGCAGAUUGCUGAAGCAUGGAAACUAUUAAUAAGGAGUGUCUACAACUGUAGUGAUGUAUGUGAACAUCACUGUAAUUCAGUCAUCGUCAUGAAGCCAUCAUUUAACAUUGCUCCACAUAUCUGGUUUAAUCCUGAGGAUGUUUAUGCUGCAUUGUACAACCUGUUGUCUGUAGCUGAUGAGUUCUCGAACGUGGAGACAUUCAGAUAUGAUUUGGUGGAUGUUACUCGAGAAGCUCUCCACUUGAUAGCCACUAAGGUCUACAAUAGAAUAAUCAAUGCCUACAAAACCAAGCAAGCAUCAGAACUCAUCCAUAAUGGCUCCAAGCUAAUAGAGCUGUUAGGAGACUUGGACACACUCCUCUUGACCAAUGAGCAUUUCUUGUUGGGACGCUGGCUGAAUGCAGCAAAGGAUUUGGCCACUACUCCAGAUGAGGUUCGACUUCACGAAUACAAUGCACGUAAUCAAGUAACCCUCUGGGGUCCUACUGGGGAGAUUGAAGACUAUGCUAAUAAGAUGUGGAAUGGUUUGGUAGGUUCAUAUUAUCGGCCUCGAUGGAUACUUUUCAUUGAAGAACUCUAUGAAGCUGUCUCCCAAGGCAAGACUAUUGAUUAUGAUGCGUUUAGUAAACAGUUACUGGUCCAAGAGACUCUAUGGACAUAUGGAAGUGAAAGUUAUCCAGACAAACCUGUGGGGGACAGUGUUGCUGUAGCCAAGAAUAUAUACCAGAAAUAUGCUGAAUUCAUAGAUAUGUAAUAAAUAAGCUGAUUAGUGCUGCACUUCUGUGCUAUUAUAUUCUAUACAAAUUAAAUAAAACACAUUUCAAACCA
Molecule: messenger RNA, 2399 nt
Organism: Actinia tenebrosa (Australian red waratah sea anemone)
Lineage: Eukaryota; Metazoa; Cnidaria; Anthozoa; Actiniaria; Actiniidae
Product: alpha-N-acetylglucosaminidase
Source: RefSeq, a predicted model, not a curated record